Volvox carteri f. nagariensis is the source of this 1599-nucleotide messenger RNA. RefSeq lists its product as uncharacterized. The record is from RefSeq and is a predicted model, not a curated record. Gene Ontology annotation, molecular function: ATP binding; protein kinase activity. The transcript is spliced from 16 exons. The coding region runs from base 1 to 1599 and encodes 532 amino acids. Lineage: Eukaryota; Viridiplantae; Chlorophyta; Chlorophyceae; Chlamydomonadales; Volvocaceae. Gene Ontology annotation, biological process: protein phosphorylation.
AUGACGAGUACCUACUAUCUAUUGAGCCUAGAUGACUAUCUAUUGAGCCUAGAUGACGAGUACCUACUACUACUAAGACUACUGUGGCCUGAUGGUGAGUGGCGGCUGUACAUCAUUCAGGAGUAUGCUGACGGCGGGCCGCUGAGGAAGUUGUACGGCAAUAAGGCCCUGUGGCCGUCGCCUGGCGUGGUCAACUUGGAGUGGCGGCUGUACAUCAUUCAGGAGUAUGCUGACGGCGGGCCGCUGAGGAAGUUGUACGGCAAUAAGGCCCUGUGGCCGUCGCCUGGCGUGGUCAACUUGUGUACACCUGCGGUGGUUGGUCUAGCACUGGGCAUCGCGAGGGCCUUAUCUCACCUUCACUCCAAAAGAAUCAUCCACGGAGACCUAAACCCGAAUAACGUGUUACUCAAUCGGGACGUGAACGAGCCGUCCGGGUACAUCGUCAAGGUUGGGGACUUUGGCCUGAGUGUAAUGCUGCCUCAGAAUCGAACCCACCUGAGCAACUUGCGCAUGGGCACCAUGUUUUACAUGUGCCCUGCACUAGUCAUGAAGGGUGGCGGCGGCGCCGCCGAUGGCGGCGGUGAAGACGACCCGUCCGGCCGCGGCUGCAGCAGUGGUGUUGAUUCUAGCGGUGUUGGCGACAUGCAGGCUGAGCUGGGCCGUAUGGCCCAGGAGCUGCGGGCGAGUGUACGGGAUGUGGCCAUCAGGCUGGAGGCGGUCAUCGGUUCGGGGUCCUUCGGCACCGUGUAUAAAGGCACCUGGCAGGGGCUCUCCGUGGCGGUGAAGACGCUGGUGUUCUCCGCCUCCGACGACAACAGGCGGAGGUCGUUGCAGGAGGCGGCGCUGUGUGCCAGCAUCAGCCACCCUAACGUGGUGGCGACGUACUCGAGUGAGCUCCAGCCGCUGGGCGCGCUGGGGACGGUGACGGGCCCCAAUUCCGCGACCUCCGGCGAGCGGGAGAAGGUUCCGGACGGCGGUAUGCCCCCUCCGCCGCCGCCGCGGGAGCGGGAGCGGGAGAGGGAGCGGGACCUCUCGCAGAUUCUGGAGUGGCGGCUGUACAUCAUUCAGGAGUAUGCUGACGGCGGGCCGCUGAGGAAGUUGUACGGCAAUAAGGCCCUGUGGCCGUCGCCUGGCGUGGUCAACUUGGACUCCCUUGGUCACCACCGAUGGUCGGCAAAAGUCGGCAUGGGUGGUGAGAAGGAUGAGGAGGAAUCGGAGAAGGUGCUGGGGACAGUAGUACGCCGCCGCACACUGAAUAACAUUGGCGGUCCUCCCCCCGCUUUUUCCCGCCUCCUUCCAACAGACCUAAACCCGAAUAACGUGUUGCUCAAGCGGGACGUGAACGAGCCGUCCGGGUACAUCGUCAAGGUUGGGGACUUCGGCCUGAGUGUAAUGCUGCCUCAGAAUCGAACCCACCUGAGCAACUUGCGCAUGGGCACCAUGUUUUACAUGUGCCCUGCAGUAGUCAUGAAGGGCCAAGUCGGGCCGCCAUCAGACGAGCUGGGCUCUCUAGCGACAGGAGCAGCAGGGGACUCCUUCACGGGGUCGAGUAUGCUGCCGUCGACGCAAGGUCACGGAGCCGGGGCCAGCAGUGCGUAA